UUUUCUCACAACACAAAAUUAAACCAACAGUAGCAGCAGCAGAAGGAAAAAAACAAAAACAAACAGCAGAUCGACGUCUUCCAUGGCACCUCCAGGAGACGGUAAGCUUGCUAAGAUCGGGGAAGUCUUCUCCCAGGUCAACAGCUACUACACCGUCCGAUGCCACGCUCAGGGACCGGUGAUGUCGGCCGUGGGCACGGCGAAUUUGCCGGCGGCGAUGGGGACGGCGCAGCACUAUCGGAGCGAUCAACCGGCAGCCACGAAGCUACCGGAGAUGAGUGCUGAGGAGGCUGCUCAUAAGCUCGGUGGGCUUGCGAUUGCGGAUCGCGGCGUGGGGAGGAGUUCUUCUGGGCUGGGCUUUGCAUUUAGGGCCCGCCAUGAGAAGACACAUAGGGUUUAAUCUACACAUCGUUAGUUAACAGGGUUGUCCACUUUUGACGUCAAACCGUCACGUUAUCAUCUCGAAUGUUACAAACUUACAAAGUAUUUUGAUUUUGUUUUUACUGUGUAGAUAGAUAAACUCCUGUAUAUCCAGUACUUGGCUUCCUCUUAUUCAGAGUGAUGUAACGGAGUGAAAAUAAUAUGUGUAGUUAAUAUCUAAUAAUAAUUAUGGUUAUGCCAAAAGAUAAUGGUAGAUUAAUGUUAAUACUUUAGCAAAGGGGAAUAGGAAGAUCCUAGUUGGAUAAAAAUAUCAUCUUUGAUCGACCUAGUUUGAUAUGGUUUUCAUUAAAGUCAUUCAUUUGAACAAGAGAAUGAAAUAAAAAAUUUGAAUCAUACAAUAAUUAGUUCAACUCGACUUAGAUGUGAGUUCAGUUUGAUUCAACCUACAGGAAACAGAAUAACCACACAUUCUUAUGAUUGAACAAACUAGUAGGGCUAAAAUCAAGAAAGUAAAGCCAGAUUUUCCUCACGACAAACUGGUUAAAUGUGUAACAUUCUCAAUGUUUCGGUCGAACCGAAAACUAGACAGUUAAAUUGAUCUUGGUAGUCUGAUUAAAACUGAACCCAUUUGAGAGCCCAAUCCCACCAACCAUUGAAGCCUAAGUGCCUAACUCCCAGCCUGCUUAGUCCAAGCCUAGUACCCCCAAUAAUCCCCAGCCCUCCCCACAAGACGAGCCUAAAACCCUAACAUAUGCUAACCCUAAUGGCCUAAUCCCCUUCCCAUUCAUAUUGAGUCAACUGUCAAUACAAUCGACUAUCCCUCGACACUCAAUAUAACAACAUCGCUCGGCUCUCUCUAUUCUCACAUUCUCUCAACCAGUGUUAUCAAAACCGGGCCAGACCGGCCGGUCAGACCGCGGCUAACUGGCUCCGGACACUCACCCGGUUCCGACUCCCUCUAAGAAAUAAGGAAACUGGCCGGCCGGGUUUUAACCAGUUCAUCCGGCUAACCGACAGAACCGCCUAAACCGAACCGACGGUUUUGGGAUUAAUACUUACUUUUUAUAAUAAAAAAUAUUAGUUACC
This is a messenger RNA of Linum trigynum, 1467 nucleotides long. The record is from the annotation of a GenBank genome assembly. Lineage: Eukaryota; Viridiplantae; Streptophyta; Magnoliopsida; Malpighiales; Linaceae.